This is a messenger RNA of Trichomonas vaginalis G3, 1311 nucleotides long. RefSeq names its product tRNA sulfurtransferase family. Lineage: Eukaryota; Parabasalia; Trichomonadida; Trichomonadidae. Gene Ontology annotation, molecular function: RNA binding; CCA tRNA nucleotidyltransferase activity; sulfurtransferase activity. Gene Ontology annotation, cellular component: cytosol. Bases 1 to 1311 code for a protein of 436 amino acids. Gene Ontology annotation, biological process: tRNA 4-thiouridine biosynthesis; thiazole biosynthetic process. The record is from RefSeq and is a predicted model, not a curated record. The transcript has a single exon.
AUGAGUGCAGAAACAACUGAAAAGGUAGCUGAAACCGCCCCAGAAGUUAAGGCAGAAGCGCCAGCUGAGGAAAUGACAUACUUUAUUUACCAUCCACACGAACUUUGGCUUAAAGGAAAGAAUAGGCCAAUGUUUGAAAGGCAAUUAAUUGAAAACAUGAGACAUCAACUCAAAGCGUCAGGAGUACAGAACUUCAAAGUUGCUCAAAUGCAUGUUGAGAUGCUUGUUUCAGCACCAAUUCAAUAUGUUGAUACAAUUUAUGAACUUUCAAAGAAAAUAUUCGGUGUUGCAAAGUACUCUCGUUGUUACAAAGUUGAUCGUGAUGUUGAAACUUUACACAAAGAGCUUGCAAAAUAUAUUACUGAUCUUCAAGCUAAAGGUCCAAUCAAGAGCUUCAAAGUUGACACAUCCCGUGUAGACAAGCGUUAUCCAACCAAUUCAAUGGAUUUUUCCAAAGAAAUCGGCGCUUUUAUUCAUGAUAAUUACAACAUCCCUGUUGAUCUCAAGAACCCAGCCCUCAGGAUAAACAUUGAGAUCCAAAAUGACUGUUUCUUCUUCUAUUCAGAGCGUCUUGAUGGUGUUGGCGGCUUACCAGUCAAUACAUCUGGAAAAACAGUUGUUCUCCUCUCCGGAGGCUUCGAUUCUCCAGUAGCCGCAUGGUCUGUCAUGCGCCGUGGCUGCCAAGUUGUCUAUGUCCACUUCCAUUCUUCGCCAUACGGAGAAUGGCGUAGUAGCGUUGGCAAGGUCAGGAAGAUUGUCCAGCAGUUGGCAACAUGGGGAGGACCAGAUACAUUUUAUUCUGUUUCCAUUGGCGAACAACAGCGUCAAAUUGCAUUAAAAGGUCCAUCUAAACUUCGUGUUACAUUAUACCGCCGUUUGAUGGUCAGAAUAGCAGCUGCUAUUGCCAAAAGGAAUAAAUGCACUGCCCUUACAACAGGAGACAACCUUGGUCAAGUCGCAUCUCAAACAAUCGAGUCAAUGACAACAAUUCAAGCAGCAAUUAAUCCUUUACUUAUUCUCAGACCAUUACUUGCAGAUAGUAAAGAGGAAAUCAUCGAAAAAGCAGCCAGAAUUGGAACAAAAGAAAUUUCAGUUCUUCCGGCUGGAGAUUGCUGCUCACACAUGUUGCCAAAGAAGGUUGCUACAAAGCCAACAAUCGAAGAAGCAAUUGAAGGUGAAAAAGACUUGAAUGUCGACGAAAUGGUCAAAACUGCUCUCGAAGGAAUGCAGGUUAUAGAUAUUAAUGAUCCAUGGAAUGAUGAGGCACCGGCUGAAGAACCACAAGCUUGCCCUCUCGCUUUCCAGGAAUAA